This is a messenger RNA of Mandrillus leucophaeus (drill), 7817 nucleotides long. RefSeq names its product pleckstrin homology domain containing, family A (phosphoinositide binding specific) member 8 (gene PLEKHA8). The record is from RefSeq and is a predicted model, not a curated record. Lineage: Eukaryota; Metazoa; Chordata; Mammalia; Primates; Cercopithecidae. Bases 402 to 1961 code for a protein of 519 amino acids. Gene Ontology annotation, molecular function: ceramide 1-phosphate binding; ceramide 1-phosphate transfer activity. Gene Ontology annotation, cellular component: cytoplasm; membrane; cytosol. Gene Ontology annotation, biological process: ceramide transport; intermembrane lipid transfer. The transcript is spliced from 14 exons.
CUGGGCAUGCGUGAGCGCGUCCCGGGCCCGGCAGGUCGAGGGUUCAGGUAGUGCGCCGUGGCGCCGCCUGCGACCGGCAGCUUGGUCGCCGCACUUGGGGGGCUUCGGCUGCCCCUCGGAUCCACGUAGGGCUCGAGCCCGCGCCUCCUUGUGAACAGCGUGCCUGGCUUCGCAGCACGGGCUCACCGGCUGACUGGGCUUCUCGCGCCGAGGCCGCCGCAGUGACCCCGCCCCCGGGCCGAGGAUGUGAGGCGGACCGGGCGUCCCCACACCGGGCCCGGGCGCCGGGAGUGGGCGUCUGGGCCGCGCCGGGUGAUGGCCCUGCUGCCGGUGCUCCUCGUCUCCUGGGGUCUGGGGCAGUGAGGGGGCCGGCGGGCGUGGGCCAAGUGGCCGCGGGCGCCAUGGAGGGGGUGCUGUACAAGUGGACCAACUAUUUGAGCGGUUGGCAGCCUCGAUGGUUCCUUCUCUGUGGGGGAAUAUUGUCCUAUUAUGAUUCUCCUGAAGAUGCCUGGAAAGGUUGCAAAGGGAGCAUACAAAUGGCAGUCUGUGAAAUUCAAGUUCAUUCUGUAGAUAAUACACGCAUGGACCUGAUAAUCCCUGGGGAACAGUAUUUCUACCUGAAGGCCAGAAGUGUGGCUGAAAGACAGCGGUGGCUGGUGGCCCUGGGAUCAGCCAAGGCUUGCCUGACUGACAGUAGGACCCAGAAGGAGAAAGAGUUUGCUGAAAACACUGAAAACUUGAAAACCAAAAUGUCAGAACUAAGACUCUACUGUGACCUCCUUGUUCAGCAAGUGGAUAAAACAAAAGAAGUGACCACAACUGGUGUGUCCAAUUCUGAGGAGGGAAUUGAUGUGGGAACUUUGCUGAAAUCCACCUGUAAUACUUUUCUGAAGACCUUGGAAGAAUGCAUGCAGAUCGCAAAUGCAGCCUUCACCUCUGAGCUGCUCUACCGCACUCCACCAGGAUCACCGCAGCUGGCCAUGCUCAAGUCCAGCAAGAUGAAACAUCCUAUUAUACCAAUUCAUAAUUCUUUGGAAAGGCAAAUGGAGUUGAGUACUUGUGAAAAUGGAUCUUUAAAUAUGGAAAUAAAUGGUGAGGAAGAAAUCCUAAUGAAAAAUAAGAAUUCCUUAUCUUUGAAAUCUGCAGAGAUAGACUGCAGCAUAUCAAGUGAGGAAAAUACAGAUGAUAAUGUAACAGUCCAAGGUGAAAUAAUGAAGGAAGAUGGAAUAGAAAACCUGAAAAAUCAUGACAAUAACUUGACUCAGUCUGGAUCAGACUCAAGUUGCUCUCCAGAAUGCCUCUGGGAGGAAGGCAAAGAAGUUAUCCCAACUUUCUUUAGUACCAUGAACACAAGCUUUAGUGACAUUGAGCUUCUGGAAGACAGUGGCAUUCCCACAGAAGCAUUCUUGGCAUCAUGUUAUGCUGUGGUUCCAGUCUUAGACAAACUUGGCCCUACAGUGUUUGCUCCUGUUAAGAUGGAUCUUGUUGGAAAUAUUAAGAAAGUAAAUCAGAAAUACAUAACCAACAAAGAAGAGUUUACCACUCUCCAGAAGAUAGUGCUGCACGAAGUAGAGGCGGAUGUAGCCCAGGUUAGGAACUCGGCGACUGAAGCCCUCUUGUGGCUGAAGAGAGGUCUCAAAUUUUUGAAGGGAUUUUUGACAGAAGUGAAAAAUGGGGAAAAGGAUAUCCAGACAGCCCUGAAUAACGCAUAUGGUAAAACAUUGCGGCAACACCAUGGCUGGGUAGUUCGAGGGGUUUUUGCGUUAGCUUUAAGGGCAGCUCCAUCCUAUGAAGAUUUUGUGGCCGCGUUAACCAUAAAGGAAGGUGACCACCAGAAAGAAGCUUUCAGUAUUGGAAUGCAGAGGGACCUCAGCCUUUACCUCCCUGCCAUGGAGAAGCAGCUGGCCAUACUGGACACUUUAUAUGAGGUCCACGGGCUGGAAUCCGAUGAGGUGGUAUGAUGGCUGCUGGGCAGCACCUCCUAACUUCAGGGAUUAAAGUGCUAAAGUGUUUUGUUGCCCUACUUAAUUUCCAGCAACAGCCUCAACCCUCUCCACCCCUUCACUUUGGGGGAUGGACAGGAGGAGGCAAAACCCAGUGCUUUUAUAAUUUUUAAAAUGCGUAUGUGUUUUGUUUAAAGAUCAAGGUGCUAUAUAUUUCAGUUCAGCAGGCCUACUGGAAACCAAAUGAUAAGCUGCUGUAGACUUGAACAGCAAGUUAUAAGAGCAGAUUUAACAAACAAAUUUGCUGUUAUUGUGUAUUGUAUUGUUUUUAUAUUUUAGUUCUAAUGGGCCACCCAAACCCAAGCUGAAAAUCAGCAAAUCCCAUAUUAAGUACCAUAAUUCAUACUCAGUAUUUCAGCCAACUUAGACUAGACAUUUGGAGGUAGUAUAAGCUGCUUUGUUGAAGCUGUGUAGAGUUUGCUGUUCCUAGAUGUUCUUCAGUGGACCCUCUUCAUUGCAACUCUGUCAGUGAUAAGGGCCUGUGUAGUAAGGAUGUUCAGGGCAUUCACCUGACAAUGCAAUUGUGGGAGGCGAAGAAGAUGUGGACAGGAGUCCCAUCCUUGCUGACAGGCAUGAGACCGUUGCUCUGAGAAGAUUAAUGGUGUGCCCUAACCCCAAGUUGGAGGGGAGAAUAUGAGAGAGGCGGGACAGGUCAUUUGAGAUGACACCUCCCAAUUGCCUGCCAUUUACCAGCAUGUUCCCCAUGCAUUAUCUCAAUUGGACAUCACAAGGAAUGAUACUCAAAGGGAUUAUUACCCCACUUCAAAAGCAAGGUUUAGAAGUUGGGGGAUCUGUUCACAGUCACAUAGUUUCUAAGCAGAGGAGCCAGUUAAUUUCCAACUGUGACCUGGACUGCCUCUGCACCAUAGUCAUAUGGAGUGCUUGUUCAAACAGCAGAUUCCCAGGCCUUAUUUUGACCUAAAGAACCAGAGUCUAGGUGGUGGGAGAUAGGAAUCUGCAUUUCGAUGAACUUCACAUGUGAUUCUUCUGCACACAGUAUUGAAAAGCAACUAGAUUAAAUUCUAGUUUACAAAAUUACCAGUUUUCUUCAAGAACUAAAUGAUAUGUCCUUUUUUUUUUCAAAAAGGAAUAGGCCGCCAUUUAAAUAAAAUAGCUAAAUGGAGAGUGAGAAGUGGAGCAAGUUUACUCAGCAGCAUUCUUAAUUGAGCCAGCAUUGACACCCAGCCAGUAGGCCUUUGCAUUGCAUUCAGGGGCCAUGGCUCUGAACCUGCUUACCAAUUAAUCUCGGUUUAAUCAGCAAAAAUGCAGAGCAGGCAAAAUGUAGCUGUUUAUCAAUCUCAGAAGCUUUGGGACAGCAUCAGAGUUGAAAGGUGAGACUUAAGAAAACAGUUUCUUAAACUUCUUAAAACUUAAGAAACAUUAUUUCAUAAAACAAUGUUGAGUGGGCAUUCUUCUGCACAGUGUGAUGCUCCAACCCUGGCCCUAGUCUCAGUAGAUCACGCUGCCUUUAGUGUGCAUUGGAAAGAAGCCAUGGGUACCUUCCUCAUUAGAGGCUACUUCCUUCUAGUAACAGGAAGGGAAGUUCCAGCAUAAGGUAGUUAUCCAGGGUCAAAGGUCCUUUGAGGGGCUUGGUUGAGUUGAGCAUCGUCUCUAGAUGAUGCUGCUCCUGCUGCAGAUCUCUAGGAUGGAGGGAAUUCUCUCUUUAGUCAGAGAAGUUUAUGUAGGGAGGGGUACUGGUUUUGCCUUUGUGUGUUUUUAAACAAAUGAACAUUUAUUUAGCUCAGAUUAAUUAGGUAUUUUGCCCACAUAAAGACUUCUGGAAAAUACUUAAACUUCAAAAAUCAGUAUCACAUGUUUUAAGGCUAGGGAGAAAGGGGGGGUAUUAAAAUGAUGUUGAUUAUUUUGUAUUUUGCCAAGGUGUGUGUGUGUGUUAUCUCCCUCCCACUCUCAUGAGCAGUGAGUAUAGAUCUCCUUCUCUGAUUAGUACGAAUAUGAUGGCAGGACUUGGGGAUAGUCCCUGCCCUUGACAUAGCCCCCUAAAACGGAAAAAGAAAAAGCAGCCAGUUUUUGCUUGUAGUUGGAAUGAAGAUGUUUUAGGCAUUGUACCAUUUAGAGGGGAUGAUACCAGGUGGUUGGUAGAAUUGUGCAGCAUGAUCAUUCUAAACAGCUGCUGGUGCUCCCUGCCACCUGAAGUGAACUCUGUGGUCUCUUGGAGAGAUAGCAGUCUGAAAAUACCUCAGGUUUGCCACCCCAGCUCUGAAUACACACAAAAGGAAAGCUGCUCAGCAUGGCCAUUUUGCAUUUGUAUAGGUAGUGCCCAGAUGUACACAACUCAAUUUGCUGGGAACGAGGGGCUUAAUAUUAUCUGAGAUCAUUGAGAAACCAGAUCAGACAGAAUAGCUUGAAUAAGUUGCAUUUGCCAAUUACCCUUUUUCCACAUCUGUAGAAAGAAGGUAAUAUUUUUAAUAGGUAUUUUCCCCACUGGAACAUAUUAAGUUUGCCUAACAUGUAUAAAAGUUUAAGAUGUAUAAAAGUUUGCUUAAGGAACUGAGGAUCCUUAAAUAAAAAUAUUAGAAAUUGAACCUAAUACUAAACAGUAAAUUCAGCUUAACCUGAAUCUGGGCAUAGUCAGAGGUUCCUCCUACAUCUACAGUAUUUGCUCUCUGUUGUAGUUAAAGUCAUAAUUUGUGCUGAUGUGUAGUCACUUUGCAAGAAAGGGGCAAUGAGAAAAGAUAUUUAAAGCUUUCUCUCCAUUGCCCUCCAAGACUUCUGGGACACCUAAGUUUACUUUCACCAUUGCUGUGAGAGGAGGUGAGAAAACUCUAGUAUUUUGUUGGCAGAGUAAUCACCUUGUUGUCAUUGCUCAAAGCAUUUUUAGGAUUAUUUUUCUAGCAUAACCUUUAGAGAGAACUGGAAGAAAAAGGAAAUUGGUCUGCUAGGUAUUAUAGACACAAAUAAGUAACAUUAGGCUAACCCCUUAUGAGACAAUUCCACACAAUUUCAUUGUGCCUGUACUUCUCCCUAUGGUAAAAGCCAGUGUUUACACUUUGUAGGUAUCAGGGUGUAUUUGUUGAAUUAAACAAAAUAUUUUCAAUGAUGGCAAGUCUCUUGACUUUUGAAAGCAAGCUAGAUUCCUUAUAGCUAAUGCUGGUGAAAAAUGUUAAAUUGGAGAGAUCCCUUUUGGGAGUGAAACUAAAUUGUAACUAUGAGGAGAAGAUGAUCUUCUCAUUGGCUCUUGAUGUAGCUCUGAAGGGAGUUCCAGAAGAGGAGCUCUCACAGAAUGUUGGGCCUAUGGGCCCAAGACAUUGACUUUGAAGGGUAGUUCUCAUUAGGAUAUAUAAGUAGUGGCUUGAGGCAUCUUCUUACCAUUAUUUGCAUGUCAUUCUGAUUAUUAAACUUCCCCCAAUGUCAUAUUCCAUGAUGAGGGAUUUCUGAACUUCAUAGUCCAGCCUUGUUGCUUUUCUCUCUUCUUUGCUACUGAAAAUUGCCAGCAGUACUUCCAUCAGCACGCCAAAUCUGCCCCCACUUAUGUUUGUUCUGCCCCAUUUCUCAGGAGCAGCUUCUAGCACAUAUGUAGAGCAUCUGGCACCAACUUAGCCCAGGGCUGGGUGCCUGAUCAGAGGGGAUUCUGUUUCGCCACCUCCAGACUGCAAGAGCUUCUUAAGAAGGAGCCCAUAUUCCCAUUUGUAGCUGGAAAGCCGGUGAAUGACAUGACAUGGGGCACCUAGGAAAGAUGAUUAUUAGAGGGGUGCAGCUGGAAAAUUUGCACUCUUCUCCUUUUGGUUAUUACUUUCCAUGUAUAUUAACAAAAAGUUGAUGCUUUUAACUUUAUAUUUUCAGAAAAGUGUUUUUAAUUAAAAAUAUGUGAUAGGGACCAAAUAAGUAAAGUACAUUUUUCUCCACUAAAUUUGAAGUGAGGGAAAGAGGAGCUGAAGUAAGAGUUUUUUUUUUAAGGAAACGUGAUCUGAUUGUGAAAAUCAUACAUAUGGAGAAAUAUCAGAUAAGGCAGUAGAGUCAGAGGGUCAUGAGCAAUAGACGAUGAUGUGAGGCAUUUGGGGAACUUUCUGGAGGAAAAUUAAGUUUUUUCCUAGCAAACUACCAUGUCCUAUGAGAACUUGGUUGCAUAAUGGUGCAUUUCUGAAUCACUGAUUAAAACCAGUUGCUUCUGAUUUUAGUCACAGGUUUUACAACUAUUCAGCUCUCCCUCAUGUUUCAUUUCUUUUUUUAAGCUAAUCUAUCAACCUUUUUUAAAUUUUAAAAUUUUUAGAUGUAGAAUUUAUAAGUAAAAUAUAUUUUCAGCCAUUGUUCUGUUAGCUGAGCUAAUGUGUUUGGUCUUUGAGGGCCUGACUUCAGAUACUCUGUGAUCUUGUAAGGUCUCCACACAAACUUCAUUAUGUAUGGUAAAUUUGUAUUCCUAUGAAUUGUAUAUAGAAUGCUUUCGUUAGAAGUACAUUCUACUUCUGUACGUCCCUUUGUAAUCUGCAGUUGCUUACUCAGGGGUUUCAUAGUCAUUUCAUAAAAAACAAUUCACUAGCUGUCUAAUGGUAUUUUAAGACUGUUUAUCUGUAUUACAAGGUCAUUAGGAGUUCUUUCAACAAUUCCAUAAAUAUACUGUUUACUAGACCUUCCCUGUAAAUGUUCCCAAUUCCCAUCCUGUCUCAGACAGUCAAUAGUCCUGUGUACAGUGACCAUUUGCAUGAUUUCUCAUUGCACUGCUGCAUUCAGGCACUCCAGGGCAUGAUUAAACAGUCAUUAACAGUGCCUCUCUGGUACAGUUGAUGCAUGCAUUGAUCUUUCUCCUCUGCUGUUUUUAUAUAGCCUUUAAUUAAAAGGAAAAAAAUACCACUACUCUGCAAUGCAAAAGUCUUCAAAAUUCUUUGUUUCCCGUAUUAAUCACUUCUGUUCCAGAGUGAACAAAUGUUUUCAGCUAAGCUAUGUGAGAAUGUCAGAAUAACAUCCUGCUUGUUCUAAAUAUUUCAUAUAUUUACAGUGUGGUCAGUAUUUCCUCCCUGUACCUUACAAACAGAAACCACCCUGGGAUGGUUGAUACCCCUUACAAAGUCGAUCUUACCCACACAGACUCCUGAGUAUACAUGUCUGUUUAUAGGUGUAUAUGGAGUCAGUGUUGAUAGGAAGGAUGCUCUAGAAGUACUUCUGUUGUUUCCUAGAAGGCUAUGAGCCAGUUCCACGGCAUGUUUAAUGUAUAAUUCCCAUGUAUCAUGAGAAUUUCACUAGAAUGUCAUUAAACAGCCCAACUACCUCAUGUGAAAUUGGCUGUGGACAAUCUGUCAGAUGAGAAAUGUGGUCAGAUAAAUUUAAUCUGGUUAAUAGAUUUAACAAAUUGAUGUCUACAUAAAGAAGAAACAUGAUAGACCAGAUGCCAAAGGCUAAAAUGUACAUAGAUUUCCUUGGAUUAAUUUUUUAAGUCACUGUUUAAUUCCAUGCCUAGUAUUCUUAUGAAUGUGUGUGGUUUCAUAGAUUUAUGCACUUUGAAUAUCUGUCACGUGCAGUAUUAACGUUACCUGUUCUUGUCUCUCAGCAUUUUGAAUGAGCAUUAUAAUCAGAGUAGAAAGCAAGUUAAACUAUAAAAGUGUGAAGUGGCUUGUUAACUUCUUAAUUUAAUGGACCUUUACUUAGAAUAUAAUAUGUUGGAGCCUCUUGGGACCAACCGAUGAGCGACAGUUUCAUGUUUAGAUUUGUAUUGUUUCUCUGUCCAAGUCCUUAUUCUGUAUCUGGCGGGGAGGGGGGAAAGGGGAAGGUUUUACUUUUUUUGCAAAAAUGUUUGAAAAUAUCUGUCAGAUUUUAUAUUCGUUAGUUAUAAUAAACUUAUUUUUAAAGUAUUAAGUUCUUAAA